AUGAUCUUAAUGAUAAAGUCACCAAGGAAUAUUUGUGGGUGGUGGAAAAACCUGGAUCAAUGGAAUAGGUUCUCGCGGGGGAGUUAUCUAUGGAGUAAAACAUACCCUAUAUUGUCAAGUAUGUUUAAGAAAUUUGAGGAUCAUAUGUCCAACCAUCCAACAAAAGCGAUUGUCUACACACUAUCGGGUUUUGUUACUCAUUUGAAGAUAUGGAUAUGUGAGAUAUUCCCAGCAAUCUGGGGAAAUGGUGCGAUACGACACACUUAUUUAUAUCCCCGUAUAUUGUGUUGGUUUCAUAUUAGGAUGUUAACUUGGACGAAAUUCUGCGAUCUUUUCAAUGUUGAUCAGGACGAGGUGCAUCAACCGAAAAAAAAAAAGAUGAUUGCCUCAGAUGCUGAGGCCUCUACUUCACAUUAUCAAUCAUAUAUUACUAGUCUGAAUUGUGAAUUGUCUGAAGUCCCUUCUUCUGUACGCUACAACUUUAGAAAUGAUGGAGCAUCUUCGUCGAAAACAACCUGUGAAAACAGUCAAUCUUCCAAGUCUACCGAGCAAACUCAUAUGGUGGAAAUUAACAAAAACACCACGCGAGAAAUAAUGGCAAGACUUGAAUCUUUGGAGGAAGAAAUCCGAAGAUUGAAAAUUAAAGAUGGAACUCGAGACGGUGAUGAUUUGGAACAUUUUUUUAAUGACGCUUUUGAGAAGAAGAAGAAAAAGAAGGUGGUUGUUGCUAGCGACAUUAUGGAUGCGGAAAAUCAUAUACCCAAGCCUCCUGUUGUUAAAGAAGGUCGUCCGGUUAGGCAAUUGAAACCUUCUCAAUAUCUUAGUUCUCCUUACAUUUCGCAUGUUGACAUAUGGGGAAGACUUUUGAAUAAGCGGAGACCAAACGAUGCUCGAUGGACAAUCAUGCCAUCGUCAUUUUUUGGUGUAUUUGAGAUGUUCCAGUGGGCAGGAAGUGCAACGGGAAAUCCGUUUGACCCAUUGGAUGGAUGUAAAUCUUGGCUGGAAGUUUACCGUGUACUUGGCGAGUUAUGGAUGGACACGCUGUCAUUGAAUUUGUACGACAACUUCCGAUUAUUUGACGCCAUGAAGAUUAUUGAUUUUGUUCGGUUUGAAGAGCUUAUGGACCGCAUUCUGGUGGAAAUUGAGUAUUGGAACCACAUGGGUUUGCCUAUUCAGAAAGCAUCCAUCACUGUUACAGAUGUUACGGACGUACCCCAACAAGACAGAAUACGGUCAGUGUUUCUUGGCCUACCCGGCUGA
Molecule: messenger RNA, 1260 nt
Organism: Lactuca saligna
Lineage: Eukaryota; Viridiplantae; Streptophyta; Magnoliopsida; Asterales; Asteraceae
Source: the annotation of a GenBank genome assembly